AUGUGGGAAUAUGCCUACUUGAAUUUUGAGACAGCAGAAGAAGCAAAAGUAGCUUUAGAGAAGCUAAAUGGCAAAGAGUUCAAAAAGAGACUGCUAUCCACAGAAUAUGCCAAGGUAUCUGAGAAGCAGUUUAGAGAUCGAUUUAAAGUCAACAAAACUAUUGAACAAGAAGAUACGAGAACACCCGCUCAAAGAUUGGCUGAUCAAGUAACACCACUGCACAAACAGCUUUUAUGUAGAUUGUCAUAUGAAGAACAAGUUGCCAAGAAACGCAAAGCUGGCGUGCGUCAUUUGCGCGACUUACGGAAAAAGCUGAAUGCGUUGCCUGAUUUGAGUGAAGAAGCAAGAGCACAAAUAAGCUGGACAACAAGCGACAAUCCAGACGAUGCAUGCCAAAUACUUGAUCCAAUACAGUCCCCUAUCACUCAUGGGUAUCGAACAAAAUGUGAGUUCACUAUUGGUAAAAACAUCCAAGGUGAACGCACGGUAGGGUUCCUGUUAGCUGUAUUAGAACCAUACGAUUGUUUGCAUGUAUCUGAUAAGGCAAAGGAGAUUGUUAGAGCAAUGGAGCGAUAUGUCAGAAAUUCUGAAUAUGAUGUCUAUGAUAAAGUAUCAAAGACUGGUGUUUGGAGAUCCAUCAUGACUAAAACACAAGAAACAGGAGAUAUCAUGAUAUUGAUACAAAUGAAGACUGAUGAAUUAAGUGAUGAUCAACUAGAGCAAGAAAAGGCAAAAAUAAGAGCUUAUUGGUCACGGUUGAAGCCAGAAAUCAAUACGACUACCCUGAUGCUACAAACAUGGAAUGGCGUAUCGAAUGGUAUUACAGACAAAGGUCAAACAGAAAUACUCUUGGGUGAUGGUUACGUCCAUGAGCAUCUUUUAGGCUGCAGAUUUCGAAUCUCAAGCAGUGCAUUUUUCCAAGUGAAUACACCAGCUACUGAAUUAUUGUAUUCAAAAUGCGCAGAGUGGUGUAAUAUAAGCCAAGAUAAAAAGACAACUUUGCUCGACCUUUGUUGUGGAACAGGCACCAUUGGUAUCACCAUGGCCAAGACCGUAGAUAGGGUGAUUGGUAUUGAAAUGAUCCCUGAAGCUAUUGUUGAUGCAAAGGCCAAUGCUCACAUGAACAAUAUUACCAAUGUGCAAUAUUAUGCAAGCAGAGUAGAAGACAAGAUUGAUAUUGUGACUAAUGAAAGAAACGAACAAGUCGUUGCUGUAUUGGAUCCACCAAGAGCGGGUGUUCAUCCUAGUGUAAUACGUGCUGUUAGAGAAUCUCCACAGAUAAAAAAAGUAAUCUACAUUAGUUGUGAUGCCAAACAAGCAAUGCAAAAUUUCAUUGGAUUGUGCAGACCUACUUCAAAUCGAGCCAAAGGAAUUCCUUUUAGACCAAUAAGGGCUGUGUCUAUUGACCUUUUUCCUCACACUGAACAUUGUGAAUUGAUGGUUGAGUUUAUUAGAAUAGAUUAA
Messenger RNA from Rhizopus microsporus ATCC 52813, 1464 nucleotides. RefSeq names its product S-adenosyl-L-methionine-dependent methyltransferase. The record is from RefSeq and is a predicted model, not a curated record. NCBI's taxonomy places the organism in Eukaryota, Fungi, Mucoromycota, Mucoromycetes, Mucorales, Rhizopodaceae. The coding region runs from base 1 to 1464 and encodes 487 amino acids. The transcript has 10 exons. Gene Ontology annotation, molecular function: RNA methyltransferase activity; nucleic acid binding. Gene Ontology annotation, biological process: RNA processing.